UGUUUUAUUCCCACGAUAUUAUAUAAUCCAUUUAUAAAUUAUAAUUCACAAGUAUGAUAACAGCAAAAUUUUCAUUUAGAAUUUUACAAUAUUCCGGUCUUUGGCGACCAAAAUCACUUCGUUCGCAAUGGGGUUUUUUACUUUAUAAUUUUUAUAGUUUUCUAAUUGUUUUUCUAUUUGUCACACUUGACGCUUCAUUAUUAUUAUAUAUUAUUUUAAUUCCAACUGAUAUUGAAACAUUAAUGAAAAAUGUUAUGUUCUUUGUAACAGUAUUUGGAUUAAAUUUCAAAGUUAUUUAUGUUUUAUUACGUCGCAAUGAUAUUAUUCAAUUUGACGAUAUGCUCUUGGAAAAAUAUUGUACUCCACGUGAUAAUCAGGAAUUUGUCAUACAAACAAAAAUUGAUAAUUUCAAUAGAUUUAAUUCUAUACGUCUGUUUAUUGUAUGUUAUAUGUAUUUUGCAUUUAAUUUUAUAAUUUUGUCAUUGGUAUCAAAAGACAUUCAAAAUUCAUUGCCCAUGAAAACAUGGAUUCCAUAUAAUAUUGAUUCAAAAUUUAAUUUUUGGAUGACUUAUUUACAUCAAACAACAGUAAUGAUGAUAAUGGUUAACUCACAGGUUGCAUUAGAUGGUCUUGCUAUUGGUAUGAUGCAACAAAUUUGUGGUCAAUUGGAUAUUAUUAGACAUCGAUUGAAUCAAAUUAAUAAAUUUAAUAUGAAAAAUCACAAUAUUGAUAAUAAUUCACAAUUUAUUAUUCUUAAAGAAUGCUUACAUCAUCAUUCUUACGUCUAUUUAAUUGGAAAAAAGUUAAAUAAUCUUCUUGGUUGGAUGGCUAUUUUAAUUUUUCUAAUAACAAUAAUUGCUUUGUGUACCGUUAUUUAUCAAAUAACAUCGGCUAGUCCAAAUUCAAUGGAAUUUUGGUCCUCAAUUGCAUCGUCCAAUAGUCUUUUAUUUGAAAUAUUUCUUUAUUGUUGGUUUGGUCAGGAAAUGAUAGGAAAGAGUGCAGGUAUCGCUGAUGUGGCCUACGAAGUAAAUUGGACAAAUUUACCGAUAAAAUCAAAAAAAUAUUUAAUUCUUAUAAUAUUAAGAGCUGCCAAGCCCAUUGAAUUAAGUGGCUUGUCAAUUGUUACAAUGUCAUUAGAAACUUUUCUUAAGAUUUUGAAAGUAUCUUACUCAAGUUUUAAUCUUAUCCAAUCCAUGUAAUGUGCUGGUAAAAAAAAAGUUUGAUGGCAAUUUAAAAAAAAAAGAGAGAUAAUUUUUCUAUGAAACUGAAAAAAAUUUAAUUUUCACAUAUAUAAGUAGUGAAAGACAAUAUCAGUGAGAUAAAUAUUUAAAAAUUUUGUAAUAUACGGAUAUAAUUAAGAGAAUGUGAAAUAUUUGCA
This is a messenger RNA of Leptopilina boulardi, 1378 nucleotides long. Its product is annotated as putative odorant receptor 92a. The transcript has 5 exons. Gene Ontology annotation, molecular function: olfactory receptor activity; odorant binding. NCBI's taxonomy places the organism in Eukaryota, Metazoa, Arthropoda, Insecta, Hymenoptera, Figitidae. The record is from RefSeq and is a predicted model, not a curated record. Gene Ontology annotation, cellular component: plasma membrane. Gene Ontology annotation, biological process: sensory perception of smell; detection of chemical stimulus involved in sensory perception of smell. The coding region runs from base 54 to 1199 and encodes 381 amino acids.